Messenger RNA from Saccharomycodes ludwigii, 282 nucleotides. It is a transcript of the gene TIM10, whose product is annotated as protein transporter TIM10. The record is from RefSeq and is a predicted model, not a curated record. NCBI's taxonomy places the organism in Eukaryota, Fungi, Ascomycota, Saccharomycetes, Saccharomycodales, Saccharomycodaceae. The transcript has a single exon. Gene Ontology annotation, biological process: protein insertion into mitochondrial inner membrane. The coding region runs from base 1 to 282 and encodes 93 amino acids. Gene Ontology annotation, cellular component: mitochondrial inner membrane.
AUGUCAUUUUUAGGUUUCGGUGGCGGUGCUCCACAACUUUCCUCUACUCAAAAAAUCCAAGCUGCUGAAGCUGAAUUAGAUUUGGUUACCGAUAUGUUUAACAAAUUGAUUGGUAAUUGUCACAAGAAAUGUAUUGAUACUAAUUACUCAGAUGGUGAUUUGACUAAAACUGAAGGUAACUGCAUAGAUAGAUGUGUUGCCAAAUAUUUCGAAACUAAUGUUAAAGUUGGUGAAAAUAUGCAAAAAGCAGGCCAAAACUUUACUCCAGGUGGUAGAUUAUAA